AUGUUUGCGAAGGCUGCUGCAAGUGCUUCAGCUGGUCAAAAAUUUAAAGAGGCUAUUACUUUCGAUGCAUAUGACUCCAAAAUUAUACAAUACCAAUUUGCAUUGAACAAAUUGAGUAAAGCAGAGAAGGUAUUGAAUGAUCUUGAAAAAAAUUUAAAAGUAAACCCACAACAAUUGAUUAUUCCUCUAGUAAAUUACAUAUUACCAUUAUUUGAAGGACCAAUAUUUAAUAUCAAUCCCAGAUUAAGGAAAAGAUAUAUGUUAUUAUCUGAAGGAAAACAAUGCAAAACCCAAGAAAUUCCGCUGGUUAGAUCAAGUGCUUCUAUCAGUUAUGAAGUAGUAUUCCCUGAUAUAUGUGACGUUGCUGAAUCUUUUAAAGAAAAUAUGUACAAUUAUGACCAACAACAGAAAGCAUUGCAGGCAUUAAAGUUGAUAAUUGCAAAUGCAAUUCAAUUUUACAACAGUAAGUUAAGUUUAACUAAAGCAGAAAGAGCAAGAAAGAAAGUUUCCACGACACUUCGAAAGGUGAAUACACUAGAUCUUCGGCCGGUCGACGAUUUAAUAAACCCCCAAGAGAUCAGUCUUUGUCUUGAUUUUGCUGUCCUUAUAAAAGAUAGAGAAAAUGACACAUCAUUAGAAACUUUCCACAAACUUCAAUCUCAAGUUUUAACUAAGUUUAUUUUGUGCAUAAAAGAUAAAUUAUUUGUUCCUCUUAAAAAAUAUUACAAAGCUUUACUUACAUUUUCCUCAAAUAGAAAUCCUAUUGCAGAUCCACAGAAUCAAUUGCCAUAUUGGGAGCAAUCAAUCCAUAGGAUAUAUGCGUUUCUCUUUAGGAUACUGAACAUCCAAUAUAUGCUUGUUAGUAUGACAAGGCAACUAUAUAUACCAAAUAGAGAAUAUCUCAAUAAUAAAUUAACAUUAUUACAAUCAGAAAAUGUACAUGAUUUUGAGACGUUGCUAUUAAAAAUUCAAGAUAUUUGUACUUUGGCAGGUGAACUCUUUAUAGAUGCACUCAUAAGAAGUUUGGAAUACUAUUCAGAAUCGAGUUCAACCUUUCAAGUACAGCAGAGCGUUGUUAUAGAGUCAUUUCAGAUCAAUGUUUCAAAAUCAUAUCUUAAAUUGAAAGAUAAUAUCGAAAUCUUAUUAGAAUUUUCAAAGAUGUGUCAAUACAUUCAAAACCAUGAGUCUAUUAUUCCUAAUCUAAAAAAUUUAGAUGAUGAGAAACUAACAAAGAUGUUAGAUGAGAGAAGAGCUGUAGAUAAAUUGGCAAGUGUUGAGCAAAAGCAAAAAAUUGAGCGGGAGAAACAGAAAAUUAAACAAGAAAUUUUAGCCAAAACUACGACGACUGGGAGAAGAACUAUAAGCAAAAGGACAUCGACAUAUAUACCGACAUCUAAUUCAUCUAGAGGCACACCAGCUAGUGUCAUGUCUCCAAAUUUGCGAUCUCCUAUAGUAUCUCCUCAAAUAUCUAGAACUAAUUCUAGAAGCAAUUCAAGUUCAAGAAUGGAGUCGCCAAAUCUAUCUCGUGGAAGUGUCGGAGAACAAAGAAAUAACUCAACUGCUUCACGCUUAAAGAUCGCUUUAGAUAAAUCCAAUAAACCUACUUCGAGGAAGAGGUCGUCUUCUUUACAGUCAGCAUUCACUAAAGCUGAACCACAGAAAGGGAUGUCUCCAUUACCUUCACGUUCAAAUUCUUUACAGGUAGGUUCAAAGGUAAACCAAAAAGUUGUACAAGAAUCUGCAACCCACCUGGUUAGGAGAGUGAAUACGAUUAAAAACAGCAACAGUUACGAUAAUCCAAAAGCUUCACAUUCAAAAUUGAAGCCAGUACCAAAUCAUAUUGAAUUAAAAAAGAAACCACUUCAAUCGCAUAAAACAGCUAAUAAAAAAGUGGACAAUACGGUAGCAACACUAAUAGAAGAAGAAGACAUGCCAUUGAAUAAUUUAGAGAAAAAAAUACCCACAUCAGAAAGGACUAUUACAAAUAACAAAAACUUGAAAGUUAAUGGAACGCUUCCAAAUAAGAAUAUUCAUGACGAAACUUUAAAGGACGAUUCUGUAAAUAAGAAAAUUGAUAAAGAAGAAGAGGAUAUUGAGGCUACUGAUGAAAUUGGAGAAAUUACACACCAGUUAAAAAAGGUAAGAUUCACUGGUGUUCCUCCAAUGCCCGCUACGGAAAACUCCAAACCAAAGAAACAAGGUUGGUACAAGAAACCAGAAGUUUUACAUUAUCCUCCUCCGGCAGUGAGAAUGAUGCACGGAAAGAGAUAUAUUCGAAAUCAAGAAGGUCUUGCAUUUAAAACUAGUCUAAGAGAAAUGAAUACAGACGAAUUAGCUAGAUUUGAGGUGGAAACUCCUAAAGAAUCGACGAGGUCACGGAUAACUUCGAAACUAUUUGACAAAUUGAGGUAA
Tetrapisispora phaffii CBS 4417 is the source of this 2412-nucleotide messenger RNA. RefSeq names its product protein phosphatase regulator GIP4 (gene GIP4). Bases 1 to 2412 code for a protein of 803 amino acids. Lineage: Eukaryota; Fungi; Ascomycota; Saccharomycetes; Saccharomycetales; Saccharomycetaceae. The transcript has a single exon. The record is from RefSeq and is a predicted model, not a curated record. Gene Ontology annotation, cellular component: cytoplasm. Gene Ontology annotation, molecular function: protein phosphatase 1 binding; protein phosphatase regulator activity.